GGUUGUUGUUCACUUUCUCUGUGUUGUCGAGUUACCACUGCACUAGAUAAUGAAGACUGUAACAUCCGUUUCUUGCUUCAUUCUUGUAUUAUCUGUAACGGGAUGCAUAGGACACAGCACGUCUUCAGUGUCAAGAGGAAGUGAUUGCUCUGACAACAGUCCUGACUGCUUCUUCUGGAUUUUGAAUGUCGACUUCUUCUGCAACUCAGGCUGUGAUAGUACAUUGCAAUACAGACUGUCGAAAAUAUGUAAAGCCACUUGUGCAAAUUGUUCAUUGUCCGAUCCUCUCCAUCGCAAUCAACAUGGAAUCGACACUGAACCAUUAUUAGAAUUUUCGUCCGUUAAUUGUUCAACUGGACAGCAAUAUUGGCAGCACCCGACCGACGGCAGCAGCUUCAUCGAAUGCGACUCAGCCGGUCCAGAGGUGAAAUCAUGUGAGCCUGGAACUGUUUGGGAUCAAAAUUUACUCAAGUGCAAAAGCUGUGAAGGUGGCCAUCCCGACUGCUCGUUCUGGGCCCUCAAUAUUGAAAGUUUUUGCCAAUCAACGUCUAAGAACUGUUCUGGGCAUCAUCGGUUGGUUAAGAUCUGCCAUAGACUAUGUGGAGGUUGUGAUGUGGUGUAACAGAGACUGGUACAUAGUCUGUUUUGAGUCUGUGCGUUAGGUUAUUAUUUAUGUAAAUAUUUAUUUGUUCUUGAUUUACAUAAUAAUGAAAUCGGAUAAUGAUAAAUUUAGCACAGUCAGCCUAUGUCACGUGUACAUAAAGUCGAAUCUAUAUGCAAGCUUUAAAAAAAAAAACAAAGUUGUAAUAAUUACUGAAUUCCAAACGUUUAAAAAAAUUCCACAUAUUUCUCAAAUAGGAGAGUAAUCACUCUUUGCAAGGGAAUGUUCAAGUUCAUCAAUGAUUAUAAACUACAUGCACGUGUUUCUGUAUGCAUUUCCAUAUAAAUCAAUUUAGCACAGGGGUCCAAACCUUGAAUUCCACGGCCUACUCAUAGCCCAAUGCACAUAUUCAUGGUCGAGGUAAUGGCAAAUUUACACAUAGUAAUGAAUACGUUAAUGUAAACGGAUUCAGAACCAGAGGCCUUUGAUAAGCCACGUUGGUCUAACACUCGUACAUUUUGCCAUCAUAGUAAUUAUUAAUGGUUUCUUUAAUUCUCUUUUUUUCCCCAGCGAUUUCGCCCAGUGAAAAAUAAAAAAUAAAAAGGCAUUACAUAAUCUCUCUGGAUUUUAAUAACGUUCAGUGUACAAAUUGAUAUAAGAAUUUCAUAUUUAUUACGACCUAACCCCCUUGCUCUUCAUGAAUCCCAAGUGCGCUUCUAUCCAAAAGCACUCCUUUGAAAUUUCAUGAUUAAUAUCUGAAUAUUCGCAAUUAUCAAAUAAAGUGGCAAUAAAGAAAUCUCCAGAUACUAUUUUGGUUUCAAUACAAGUCAUAUUGCAGUUUCAUUUUCGUGAUCUUUCCUGAUUAUGAGGAUUUGAAUUGCAUCGAGAUCGGCUUCUGCAACUUCCAUUUCGAGUUGAUAGGAUAUAUUGCUAACGCCCACGAGAGCGCUUCAGUCAAUGCCGUAAGCUAUGUAUCAAUAUUAGAACGAAAAGGAGUCUAAAACAAAGAACAUGGAAUGAUAUAAUGUAAAAUAUGACAUAAGGCAUUCCAAGAAACAUAAACGCAAUUAAUAUCAAAAUCAGGAUUCAAUAUAAUAUUUGUAAUCCUAUUUUCUAUUUAUUUCCCCAAUCAUACACGAAUGUAGUUUUUUUUUGUUACUUAUAAUAAGACAUACAUUAAAGAAUGUGCUGCAUAGUGUAUUAAAAAUUCCAGAAUAGAAUUUCAAUCUGGUGGUAAUUCAUGAAAAAGGCAAAAAUCUUUUCCUUACGAAUACAUGUUCAUGCUUAUCAAAUAACAACUUAUCGAUCAAAUAUAUGGGCAGUGUUCUUUUUUAGAAUCUCUUGUUUCAAAUCCUGUAACAUAAGCGAUUGUUUAUUUGUUUUUUGUUAUUUAGAUGUUUGUUACGAAUUCUUAAGCCUCACUUUGAUGCUUGGACUAACCCUAUAUGAGAUAA
Penaeus vannamei (Pacific white shrimp) is the source of this 2055-nucleotide messenger RNA. RefSeq lists its product as uncharacterized. Gene Ontology annotation, cellular component: extracellular region. Gene Ontology annotation, molecular function: chitin binding. The record is from RefSeq and is a predicted model, not a curated record. Lineage: Eukaryota; Metazoa; Arthropoda; Malacostraca; Decapoda; Penaeidae.